AGGCUCGUGCGCGCGGAAGAGAGAAGGGGCAGCUCGGCCGGCCGUGCCGCAACCUCGUCGCAUGUGACGUCGCUCAAGGAUCGCUGGGUGCCCAAUGCAAGCGUCAACUCGGAGUCGUCAUGUGUUAGCCGUCCGACACGCCCUAGCGGAGCCAGCCGGGCCACGCGCGCCAGUGCAGCCCUACUGUGAGGAAGGCUGAUGGCGGUUCGCGUGCGAGUGCUACAGUCGCUGGUGCUGGCGCUGGUGUGCCUGUCUCUGGUCGUGUACUCGUCUUACUACGCGACUGCCUCGGGACCGUCGGGGCCGCCGCUGCCGCCGCAGGCCGCCCAGCGCGCCCCGGGCCCUUCGCCACCGUCGCUGAGCCCCGCCGCCGCGGCCCCGAACGCGGACGCGGCCGCUAGCAGGGCGAGCAGGAACGCGUCCACCUUGCAGGAGGACCCGCUGAGCAAUGGCUCGCUGCUGGUGGGCGGCGUCAACGCGUCCACCAUCGCGGAGGAGGUGGGCGCCGUCAUCGUGGGGGUGGGCUCGGUGAGCCUGGCCAACGGCGGCACGGGCUUGGGCGGCGUGACCAGCCGGGCCGCCUCGCCCAGCGGGCCCGCCGCCCCCGCCGCCCCCGCGCUCCUCAACACCCCCGCCGCCGCCGCCGCCUCCGGGCCCGGGGGCGGCGCGAGGCCCAACGCCACCCUCAGCACGCCGGCCCCGGCCCCCAGCGGGCCCGGGGGCGGCGCGAGGCCCAACGCCACCCUCAGCACGCCGGCCCCGGCCCCCAGCGGCGGCGGCGGCGGCGGCAGCAUCCAGAGGAUCCCGCCCCCGCCCAAGGACGGCAACGCCACCCUGGACGCCACCGUCAAGGGCGUCAUCACGAGGUCCAUCUACGAGUCGGGCCAUGACGUGGCCAACCUCGAGAUCUGUCCGGACCUGGGCAGGAACCUGCAGGUGUUCAUUGCUGUUACCUCAGCGCCUAGUCACCGAGAGGCACGGAUGGCUGUUCGUCAAACAUGGGGACACUUUCAACAACGAAGCGACAUUGCCAUCGCAUUCAUGCUGGGAGCCACGAAUAACCCGCAAUUAGAGAAAAGUCUUGGAGAAGAAGCAGCAAUGUACAAUGAUUUGAUUAGGGGACGAUUUUUAGAUUCCUACAAUAAUCUUACACUCAAGACCAUAUCCAUGUUAGAGUGGGUGGACAAUUACUGUUCUGAAGUGAAGUUCAUUUUAAAAACAGAUGAUGAUAUGUUCAUAAAUGUGAAUAAACUCAUGGCUUUUAUUAGCAAGCAUGCUGAUGUGAAGCGAACAAUCUUUGGAAGAUUAGCCAAAAAGUGGAAACCCAUUAGGAAUAAAAAGUCAAAGUAUUAUGUCUCGCCACAACAGUACAAACGAGUGGUAUUUCCCGAUUUCACAACCGGUCCUGCAUACCUUAUGUCUCAAGAUGUGGUUCAUGAUCUGUAUACUGCUGCAUUGAAACAAAUGUACCUGAAGCUGGAAGAUGUGUACACCACCGGUAUUGUUGCUCAUUCUGUCAAUGUUAAAAGAGUGCAUGUGAAUGAAUUUUUGAACAAGCGAGUUGCUUUCAAUGCAUGCAAUAUACAAAAGGGCAUUAGUAUACAUAUGGUCAAAUACCAUGAACAAUUUGACCUCUGGAAAAAAUUAUUAGACGGUCGAACAAAAUGCAAAUAGAUGAAAGCACGAAAAUUUAAGUCAUUGUUAUCAGCGUAUUCAAGUGUAGCUUGUUAUGUGUUUUUAAGUUAUUUUAGUUAAUAACAGAUCAUUUAUAAUUUAUUGUUCCAUUGCUCCCUCUCUGCUCCAAAACCUCUAGUGCAAUAUAGAGAUAAAAGUUCAUGUGGCCAUCGUUAUAUAUGUUUGUUUUUUUACAGAUUAAUGUAUGUUGUAUUAUUUUAAGUGAUUUAUACUGGUUAUAAAUCUUUAAAAAAGAGAGAGAUUGUUGUUGUGAAGAUGCAUAGCUUUGAUGGGGCAUGUCUUUCACACACUUUAGAAGCAUUUAUUCAGGGAGUUGUAAAUAAUGUUUUUAUUUUACAUGGCAUUCACUCAUAGUAUUACCUUUCCAUGGAUACAAUUGUUUCUUAAAAUUUUAACCUGGGUCAUAAUAAAUUUAUUUGAGGUUUGUGUGUUUGUUCUCAUGAAAGUCAUUUUAACUCUAUAAUCAUAAAAACAUUUACUCUAAUGUUGAUAAAAUCAAAACAUCUUGCUUUUGUGGGAAUACCAAUCUAAUGUUACUUGUAUUGGUGUAUUGACCUUACAAAUCCAAGAUCUGGUUGUGAAUAUCAGUUUGUAAGAGUGCAGCUUAUUAAAUCAGAAUCAAGCUGAAUGAACAUGUGAUAAACUGGGAUAUGCUUGCUUCUCUAGAUUUUUUGUUCUCCUUUGUUUGUUACAGGGGUUUUAGUUCUAUCAGAUAGUUCCUGAUAAAUGAUGUAUUACUGAAUGCAUUCUGUGCCCCUAGUUAGACUUUACUCCUUUAGAAAAUAUUACACAUUAUGAUUCAAAAGAGUGCCGUAUACAUUGUAGUAUAGGGACAUUAAUAUGAAUUGUUAUUUAUUGAGACUGCUUAAUUAUAAUAUUUUAAUAGUAUGGAUCUUGCUUCUUAAAAUUAGAUUCUUCAUAUUCAUAGAACUUGUACUUAUAUUAAGGCAACCAUUGUAGCACAAAGUCAUCACAUAUUUUAACUUCCACUCACCAUCUCUCAACAGGUCUCUCUUAUAACUUAUAUCCCACAAAUUACCAUUGUGAUAUUACUCUUAAUUCCACAGAACAACUUUAUAAUACCUAUGUAAAGAUGAACCCACCCUCCAGCAAGUUGGGAUUAUUUUAAUUUAUUGUGAUUGAGGCAUGAGCCGUUUCCCUACAAGGUGUUUUUGGAAAGAUUUUCAUCUGAAUUUGAGAAUUGCAACAUAAUUUAAAGUGCUGUGCUGUUGAACCUUUCAAUGAAGCAAAUUUUGUUUUUAGAAUGUGAAUUCUUCCCAUCAACACCUCUUGACAUUAAAUAUCAUUUGAGUAUUUCUCAAAAUCUUCCUUCUUUUGCAUCAUGAUUGAUGUGUCGUUGCAUUCAUAAUUGCGAAGUAUACCUUCAAAAUAGUUGUGAAAAAUGUAUUACUGAUAAGUUCAUAAAUCAUUCAAACUCUUAAAUCAGUUUGCCCAUACUAGCUGAUGUUGAUUUGUUGUCUGAGAUAACAUACUCAUAUUUGCCUUCGUAAGUGAACAAGUUUUCUAUUGGUGUAAGUGUUUAGUAACAAGGAGUGCAAAUGUUCUAGGCGUUUAUGAAAAUUGCAAGAACUAUUUGUUAAUAGUGUACUGUAUGCAAUGUGAAAGAAGGCACAAUGAACUUCUUCAUUGAGGUUGAGAAGACACUAAAUAUAAAUUCAGGUUAAAUAUUUGUUAUGAAAUUUAGGAUUUGUCAUUUAAUCAGGAUACUCCUGGACCAUUGAUGCUUAGUUUCCAUUUUAAGUGAGAAGAAAUUAAUUGUUAUAUUGAAGGAGAUAUACACAACAGCGACAAGACUGUAUCUAUUUUUGUAUUACUGUGACAUAAUAAUUUGCUUUGCUUUGUUACUUUAAUCGUCAAAGAGAGUAGCUCAGUGGCCAUUUGACAAAAGUGUAUGACGCCUCCUUUUUCUUUUUCUUCUAUUUCCCCCCCUUCAUCCUUCAGUGUAUUAUAUUUGCUUACAGUUAGUGGUGCAGCGGAGAUCCUUUGAACAUGGAAAUAGGCAUUGGAAUUAUACUUAUGACGUGUCAUUUUGAACUCCUUGCAUUUAUUUACUGAUAUUGACCACUUGCUGUUCACACCAACUGCUUUGUCCUAGACAGAGCAUUGUGCUAUAUUGAUAAAUAAUGGAGAUUGCUGAUAGGUAAAGAAGAGAUUUCCACUCUGUGGGUACUCUACAUCAAGACAGAAAUGAAUGAGUGGCUUCACCAAUUUUGUUGCUAGCUGUCCAAAGUGCUACAGGCUAUGAACUAAGGAAAAAAGUUUCAUUGUGUAAGCUGGUGGUUUUGAUGCCGUGUCUCUGAACAGUGUAACCUUUAUGUACCAUGUAAACCACUUUAUUUUGGAAUUUCAUUCUUCAGUGGCAAAGCUAUACAUACACGUAGAGAAUUUCUUGUCUAACAAAAUGACCAGUAAAGAUAGUGAUGUAAGUGACUGUACUUUUACUUAUUUUUUUGAAUUGAAUGCCAAUAGCAUGUAAAGGCAAUGUGAUGCUGAAUGACUUAUGUACAUCUAAUAAUAUUUUUCUUCUCAAUGAAAUAAGUUAAUUUCAAUAAUGUAUCAGUAAAUGUAAAGUCUAUGCGUUAUGAAAAGUAAAGAGUUAAAGAUAUCUUUAAUUUGGAUAAUCGCUUUGCAUUAUUGUAAUGGUUACUGUGCCAAAUCGCAUGAACCUAAAUUCAUUAAGGCAACAGAUAUUUUUGCUUGUAAAAUCUCAAUUUCCGAAAGAGGCUUAAAGUGUUGCUUUGUUACAAUUUUUAUUUGUUUAAUUCAUCUCUUCAAUCAACGUUUAAUAGACUGUUCUCAUAUCCAUUGCGCCUGAUCUUCCCUAAUUUAGUUAAAACCUUUGGUAUCAAUGACAAACUUGUUUCCGUUCACCAUGUGGAUAAAAUGAAAAGAAGUGUGAUGUAAUUUCUGCAGUAAAUAAAUGCCUUGAAAGUAUGAAUAA
Messenger RNA from Frankliniella occidentalis (western flower thrips), 4657 nucleotides. RefSeq names its product UDP-GlcNAc:betaGal beta-1,3-N-acetylglucosaminyltransferase 9. Gene Ontology annotation, molecular function: hexosyltransferase activity. Bases 199 to 1674 code for a protein of 491 amino acids. NCBI's taxonomy places the organism in Eukaryota, Metazoa, Arthropoda, Insecta, Thysanoptera, Thripidae. Gene Ontology annotation, cellular component: membrane. The transcript is spliced from 8 exons. The record is from RefSeq and is a predicted model, not a curated record.